CUAUUGUUGUGUCCGGCGGGCGGGGGUAGCAAUAACUGCGCAGUAAGGGUGCACUGGAACUUUUACCUGAGUUACGUACGGCUUGCCAUUCAGUAGUGUACCACACUUCGGAGUGACUGGUAUACAUAAUUAUGCGGCCUGUGAGUCCAACAUCUGGAGGUUCUCCGAGAAAUAUGAAGUGGGUUCUCGUGCAAUGGCCAACUAAAAAGCGUGAUUUGGUCAACAUGCAAUCUCUUUUGUGCUCUUCGGAGGAAGAGGUGAGGGCUGGGAGAUAUGUAAACCUGCACUGGGCUGGGAGGGAGAAUACGGCACUUGUCGUUGCGCUUUCAAAUGAUCGUCAUAUGCUGGAAUCUAUGAUGGAGAAACGAUCGAGGUCACCUGUAGCAGGUUCUAGCUGGAGCAGGAAGAUGGAAGAGAUCGAUGGGGAUUAUUCCUCGAGUGCUUCGUCUUGGAAGCCAAGUGAUGAUGAGACUACGUCGUCGGCAGACUCCGAUGAGGACAUCCAAGCAAACAGAAAGCACAAAAUUAUUGACAAGAAACGCCGACUAUUAAACCGACAUUCAAUGAAUAACCUAGUGACUCCAAAGCACAGGUCCACUCCAAUUGAAUCGCGUUCUGAGUCGUCAUUAAAGAAUUUACACAGAAAGAACGUAAAGUCCCAGGAUGGUAGAAUUAACAAGGGACGUACAGACAGAUCUUUACCGGCUUUGGCAAGAAACAUCAGAACUGAGAGAAUUAAUCAUAAAAUUCGACCAAUUAAAAAUGACGAUUAUAUUUACCGUAUGGAAAAUUUGAUAACGAUUUUUGAAUGCCUAAUAGAUUCUAUCACAGAACGCAGAAAGAGUAUGUCGCCGAAGGCUCGACGGCUGGAGGAGUCACCGGAGGCGCCACAGCGGCAUGAGUCGCUGAAGUUAUCUGAGUCGUCGAAGUCAUCGGAGUCACUGGAUGCACAGACUUAUAAUAGGAAACAACAGCGAAAACAUAUGAACGGCUGUCUAGAUGAGGCUCAAGCUGGCUCCAGCCGCCCCGCGGAGCCCAUGGAGGAAGAUCAUGAGGAUGAGUUUGAUCGAUCUGAUGACGAGGUCCUCAUCACUAACCACUUGAGCAGAGUUCUCAAUAAAGAAAUUCACAGAAUGAAAACGGAUAAAAAUGUCACUCUACAAACUAUAGAGAAAAGUGUGAAGAGGAUCACGACAGAAAUAAAGAGCUGUCAGAAAGCAAUAGUUGAACUUAACGCCAAUAAGGAAAAUGAAAAUAUUAAUACCGCCAUAAAACCAACCGACAAAACAGAUAAAGAAUGGAUCGGCAUUGGCACCGGAAAAACAUUGGUACAUAAGGAUAAGUUUAAAAAUGUCAACUGGAAGUCCUAUACAAUUGCCACAAGGUCUUUGCUUCUUGCAAUCUUCUCAAGACAAGUCUUGGCUACACAUUCUCUGUCUGGAAAGAAGUCGCCAGCCUUCCUUCACAAGCCAGCCAAAAGAUCCCUGGAUCCACAAGUAGUUUCUGAUGUCAUUUGCGAGAUUACGGACAAAUUUGGCGUAUCAGAAAGUUUAGUUCGGGCCACCAUUACUACAAAGUGCGCCGAUGAGGCUAAGAUGCUCAGAAUGCGUCACGGUAAAUGUGAAGAUAACGAAAACAUCCCACCGCCACCAAAUGCAGAAUGCCGCCAAAAAAAGCCUAGAUGUUAUUAGUUGACCAGCUAUACGACUUCAACGCGUAAGGUAUCGGAUUUCCGAGACGUUAACCUAUUAUACGCUAAUAGAGGUAUAUUAUACGUUACACAUUAUCCAUAAAAAGAUACAAAGGUAAAAAGUCACACCACUCACCUGAAUGAUUUAAUAACAUUUGCUAAGUUAUAAACCGAUUUGGUAAGAAAUUAGAAACUAAUAAACAAAAAUUUUGAGUUUAGUCAAACACUUUGAUAAAAGCAAUGCAAUAGAUUCCGUUGGUCUGUAACAUACACCAUGUGAGGAAAGUGGCAAAUAUGGGCUCGAUCCAUAACAGAUUGUUAUUCUUAUAAAGUACAUAUUAUAUAUACCUGUUUAAGGUAAUUAAUUAUUAUCUAAUUGAAUUGAUUAUUUUCAAAUGUAUUUGCCUUGUUUUAAUUAUUAUUGUUAUUAAGUCAAUUUUAAGUAUCUGUGUCCUUUUGCGGUACGAAAUAGAAAUACGAAUAGGUACCUUAAAUUUAAAAAUAAUACUCUGUCAAGAAAGUACCGGGAAAAGAUCAAUAAUACACAAAAUGUCUGUUAUUCAUCCAAAUUUAUUUUUUUCCUAUCCUAUCAACCUAUCAGCGCCAAUGAAUAAUCCAUUCAUCAAAAAAUUUUUUAAACGCCAGUUCUCGCCGUGAAUGCUCCUUUAUGUCUUCUGUCACUAAGUAGUAAUUUGAGUUUAUGAAAAUGAAGUUAUCUGAGUCGUCGAAGUCAUCGGAGUCACUGGAUGCACGGACUUAUAAUAGGAAACCACAGCGAAAACAUAUGAACGGCUGUCUAGAUGAGGCUCAAGCUGGCUCCAGCCGCCCCGCGGAGCCCAUGGAGGAAGAUCAUGAGGAUGAGUUUAAUCGAUCUCACUAACCACUUGAGCAGAGUUCCCAA
Spodoptera litura is the source of this 2591-nucleotide messenger RNA. RefSeq lists its product as uncharacterized. Gene Ontology annotation, cellular component: nucleus. The record is from RefSeq and is a predicted model, not a curated record. NCBI's taxonomy places the organism in Eukaryota, Metazoa, Arthropoda, Insecta, Lepidoptera, Noctuidae. Gene Ontology annotation, molecular function: transcription corepressor activity; DNA binding. Gene Ontology annotation, biological process: positive regulation of neuron differentiation; negative regulation of Notch signaling pathway.